GGUGGAGCUUUGAUGAAAAGAAGCCAUGCUAAUUUCCUUACCCAAUGUCUCGUUCUCACGAGGAGGUCUUUUGUGAACAUGUAUUGCAAUCUUGGCUACUACUGGCUGCAACUUGGUAUCUAUGUCAUAAUAGCCUUAUAUCUUGGCACAAUCUACUACAAUGUUGGCUCAAGUUAUGCUUCAAUACAGGCUAGAGGUGCAAUGCUUAUGUUUUGUGCUUCAUUCUUAACAUUCAUGGCAAUUGGUGGAUUUCCUUCAUUUGUGGAGGAUACGAAGGUAUUCGAACGAGAAAGAUUAAAUGGGCGUUAUGGUUCAGGUGCAUUUGCUAUUGGCAACACACUUUCUUCUACACCAUACUUGUUACUUAUAUCACUGAUUCCCGGAUCAAUUACUUAUUUCCUCACCGGACUUCAAAGAGGAAUUCACCUACUUUGCUUUGGUGUUUUUCGCUUGUAUGAUGUUGGUUGAGAGCCUAAUGAUGAUUGUGGCAAGUGUAGUGCCCAAUUUCCUAAUGGGUAUAAUAACUGGUGCAGGGUUACAAGGGCUACUUAUUUUAGGUGGAGGGUUCUUUAGGUUACCAACUGAUUUUCCUAACAUAUUCUAGAGAUACCCUUUAUACUACAUUGCGUACCACAAGUAUGCAUAUCAAGGAUUGUAAAAAAAUGAGUUUGAAGGACUCAAAUUUCGUAGUAGUGAAGGCAGAGCAACACACACCAUCACUGUUGAAUAUAUUCUGAGAAAGACAUUUCAAGUGAAAAUAGGUUACUCCAAGUGGAUUGACCUUGCUGUUUUGUUUGGGAUGUUGGUUCUCUAUAGGUUGGUUUACUUCAUUAUGGUGAAGAUGGUGGAGAAGGUUAAGCCUGUUAUUAGGGCAUUCAUGUCUAUAGCACCAAAAUAGAAGAAACAAGUCAUGGUGAAUCCUACAACUACACCUCAACCCUCUACAUGAAGGAAGUCUCUAGUAUAAUUUUCGUGUCAUUAGUUUUAUUAUUUGUAUAAUUUAAAUGCUCUCAAUAUAAUGAUAACACAUACCCACGUGGAGGGACUAAAAAAAGAAAAAGUUAAAUACUUGUGGGGUAAUUAUGACAGUAUCAGAGACACCCCUGAAUUUAGGAGCGUGUGGCUCCUAAAUUAAUCAUGUUGAAAAGGUCAUUGAAAUGUGAUGCCAGUUUUUCUCACAAAACAGAACUAGUGGUGGUGAAUCCACAUUCCACACCUCUACAUGAAGCAGAAUAGUUGAAUUAUAAUGUAAUUAAUUUUUUUUAUUUUUUAUUUUUUUUUAUUUUUUAUUUUUUUUUAUAUUGUUAUUGAAUUGUCAAUAUGUAUGGGUUAGAACUAGCUAAACUUUGAUAUUGCGUGAUUUUUAUUUUUAUUUUUUUUUAUUUCAAUUAAUUAUCUUAUAACUCGUGUUUAUAUGAAUUCAAUGUGUUGCUAAUUAGAAAGUAUGAACAUUUUUACGAAAGAGUCGUACUUGUGUUGGACACCGAUACUUUUUGGACACUUUUCGAAUACA
Molecule: messenger RNA, 1513 nt
Organism: Cornus florida
Lineage: Eukaryota; Viridiplantae; Streptophyta; Magnoliopsida; Cornales; Cornaceae
Product: ABC transporter G family member 1-like
Exons: 3
Coding region: 13-468 (151 amino acids)
Cellular component (GO): membrane
Molecular function (GO): ABC-type transporter activity
Source: RefSeq, a predicted model, not a curated record